Messenger RNA from Amaranthus tricolor (Joseph's coat), 2258 nucleotides. RefSeq names its product cyclin-A2-2-like. Gene Ontology annotation, biological process: regulation of cyclin-dependent protein serine/threonine kinase activity; mitotic cell cycle phase transition. NCBI's taxonomy places the organism in Eukaryota, Viridiplantae, Streptophyta, Magnoliopsida, Caryophyllales, Amaranthaceae. Gene Ontology annotation, cellular component: nucleus; cyclin-dependent protein kinase holoenzyme complex; cytoplasm. Bases 431 to 1894 code for a protein of 487 amino acids. The record is from RefSeq and is a predicted model, not a curated record. Gene Ontology annotation, molecular function: cyclin-dependent protein serine/threonine kinase regulator activity. The transcript is spliced from 13 exons.
AACUAGGACGUUUGAUUAUAUCAAUGAGAGAGAAAUGACAAAAUGAUAACAAAUGAAGGAAAAUUGGAGAGAAGGGAGGGAAAGUGAGUUUGAAACACUGUAUAGUGUAUACCGCAUUCCCCAUUCCCUUUCAAAAUUCAAACCCUAAUCCUGAUUUCCGAACUCCCCAUUCCCCAACUUGUUACGGCGCACCCAACUCCCUACCACUCCUGUAUUCAAGUCGACAGGCUCAGGCCUCCAGCCACUGCCGCCUGCCGCCAGCAGUGAGCCUCCGCCCGUCGGCUGUGAGCUGUUCUAUAACAUCAGAAAUUUGAUUUUAAGUUUAUUCAAUCUUCUGGGGUCUCUUAUUGGAACAUCUACUCUGUGUGUCUCAUUCUCCUUGUUUAAAACUUUGAGAUUGAGGCAUACAGUGCUUUUCUAUUUGGUUGAUAUGAACGAGAAAAACACAGCUGCGAACAGAGUAGAAGAGCCUAGUCUUCGAAUAACAAGAGCACGAGCAAAAUCUCUUGGUACAUCAGGAACUUUGAUUCAAAAGCCUCCUCUGUCUAAACAAAGUCAAGCUCUUAAAGAAAACUCUAAGAGAUUAGCAUCAGAUGAGAACAAAUCAACUCUUCCAUUUCCUAGUCUUAUGAAGAAGAGAAAAACCACACUUACAGAUGUUACCAACGUACUUUGCGACAAAUCAUAUGCACACUGCUGCACCGGAGGGAAAUUUCAGAAAACCAAGCUAGAGAAGAAAGGCCUCAUCAGAAAGAAUGGUAAAGUGCCCCCAUCUAUCCAUGGAACAAUACGUCAUCAGGAUGAUCCGAAAGACAAAAUUGCUGAAGAUAUAUCAAAAUUGACAGUAGCACCUCUAAAGAUUGCUCCAUCAGCAAAGCAGAAUUCCACAAAUAUUUCAAAUUUCGAUGGAGAAUAUCAUAAGUGGACAAAACUGGAAGAUAAUAAACGAAUUAAUGUUAUCUCAAGUGAAAUAAAAGAAAGACUUGUGACUGCACAACUUCUUCAGAAAGAAACGAAACAUCAUGAAAAAAUUGGAGAUUUGAAGCAUCCAAUUGUUAUAGAUAUUGAUAGGAACCAAAAGGAUCCUCUUAUGUGCAACAUCUAUGUUUCAGAUAUAUAUGAGUACAAACGUGUAAUAGAGCUCAAUCAAAGGCUUUCUGUGGAUUACAUGGAAAUGGUUCAACGUGAUAUCACACCAAGCAUGAGAGGAAUUCUGAUUGAUUGGCUUGUAGAGGUUUCCGAAGAGUACAAAUUGGUCCCUGAUACUCUUUACUUGACAGUAAAUCUUAUUGACCGUUAUCUUUCUGGAAAUUUCAUUGAAAAGCAAAAACUGCAGUUGUUGGGAGUAGCAUGCAUGUUCAUUGCCUCAAAGUAUGAAGAAAUGAAUGCCCCACAAGUUGAAGACUUUUGCUACAUUACAGCAAACACUUAUGCUAGAAAAGACGUACUGAAAAUGGAGAGGAAAGUUCUGAACUUUCUCUACUUUCAACUAUCCGUUCCCACCAUAAAAACAUUUUUAAGGAGAUAUAUUCAUGUAGCUCAAGCUACUUACAAGGAUCCGUUGGUUAACUUAGAGUUCUUGGCAGAUUACUUAGCUGAAUUGACUUUAGUAGAAUACAGCUUUUUCAGAUUCCUCCCUUCACUUAUUGCUGCAUCUGCAGUAUUCCUCGCCAGAUGGACACUUGAUCAAUCUGAUUAUCCUUGGAACCCAACAUUGGAGUUCUAUACUAGCUACAAGGUCACAGACCUCAAAGUUACAGUAAUUGCCAUGCAAGACUUACAGUUAAACACUAUAAAUUCCCCACUCAACGCAAUUCGUGAGAAGUAUCGGCAUGACAAGUUCAAUUGUGUGGCAAAUCUAUCAUCUCCUGAUCCGGUUGAGUCUCUUUUCUGACGUCCAAAUUCCAAAUGUAGCAGAUCCAAUAUUGUACAAGCGGAGUUAAGUUAAGAUAAAUAUUCGUUUGACAUUGAGAAUGGUUGAUCUCUCGAAUUAGUCCAAAACCAUCUUUGCAACUCGUUUUUCUCUUCCUCUUACGUUAAAAUUCUUUCACCUGUCUAAAUUUUUUGUUGUAACAUUUGUUAUCGUUGUGUUCUGGCUAUCUCAGAACCAUGCUUUAUCGAGGACCUGUGGCAUUAACUUGCAUAUUGAAAAUGCCCAUGUUUUACUUAAGAGUUAUUGUAAUGUAAACAUCUGUAACAAAACAUGCAAUUAGUAUAUUCCAAAAUAAAGUUCUCACUUGUAUAGUGGUGUUUGAACC